Messenger RNA from Pogona vitticeps (central bearded dragon), 3918 nucleotides. Lineage: Eukaryota; Metazoa; Chordata; Lepidosauria; Squamata; Agamidae. The record is from RefSeq and is a predicted model, not a curated record.
UCAAACCUCAGACCCAGCUGAGUUGAAGGGAAGGGCGUCCCCACACCUGGCCAGUGAUUUAUGCUGCUGUGAUCAUCAUCAUCUUCACCUGAGCCCUGCAGAGCUGGAAGGGGGCCCUAUGGAUCAAGGAGGCAGGGUGGGGGGAAUCGAACUCACAACCUUUGGCUUUGCAGGCAGAUGCGAAGCAAUCCUUUAUGUACCACGACUAGCCUUUGAAUGAGAACCGAGGAGAGAAAUGAAAAGCUUUAAUAGCUCUCUUUCGCUAAGUUCUAAGAGAGAAGGAGAAGGGGAUCACUUUAGUCCAUCAGAGGCUUUGCUGGAGAAAGGAUCCAAGAUGGAUGAACGAGACACAGAUAGUCCUGAAAGAGGGGAAAGCCCUGAUGCCCUCAAGAUGGAGAACAGAAGGGGAAUUUUGGAAAGAACAGUGCUGAGAACUGUGCACGAGGAUGUGGUCGGCUCAGAUCUGCAGCGAAUGUCCUUCAGGCGUUUCUCCUACAAGGAGGCUGAAGGUCCCCGAGAAGUUUGCCGGUGGCUUCAUGUUCUUUGUCGCCAGUGGCUGAGGCCAGAUGAGCAAACAAAAAACCAGAUCCUGGAUCUGGUGAUCCUGGAGCAGUUCCUGGCCAUCCUUCCCCCGGAGAUGUCCAGCUGGGUGAGGGAAUGUGGAGCGGAGACCAGUUCCCAGGCGGUGGCCCUGGCCGAAGGCUUCCUCCUGAGCCAGGCAGAGGAGAAGAGGCAGGAAGAGGAAAAGGUCUCAAAUCUGCCUGUGGAACUUCAGUUUAAAUUUCCUGAGGCAGAGAUGGCUUUGGAGGGCACCAAGCAGAGUUUUCUGCGAAGGGGAUCCAAGCAAGAUGAUGACGGAGGUGGCCCCAUCCAGGCAGGGACUAGAAUGAUGCCAGUAGCAAGUACCCAACUAUUGUUGCCUCGCCACCAUUGUGAUGGAUCGGCAGCAGAUCACAAAGGCGAAAGUGCCGGUGGAAAGACGUACUGGGUGCACCAGAGAUUCCCAGGACCCCGGUUCCUCUCUUGGGGUCCCACGACCUUUGAGGAGGUAGCUGUGCAUUUCACCCAGGAGGAGUGGGUGCUGCUGGAUCCUGACCAGAGAACCCUACACAGGGAAGUCAUGGAGGAGAACUGCGGGAUCGUGGCCUCUCUUGUUCCCGAUCUUAAGCAUGUUUCCGAAAUGGAGCCGAGGGUAGAUCCGUGGAUUUUGAAUGGAAACAAACGCUCGGAUAUCGGAUCAGUAACCUCUUUGGUUCCCAAGCUUGAGGCCAUUUCUGAAACGGCGCCGAGGGAAGAUUCACAGGGUUUGGAUGAAAGGGAAAUCACAGAAUCCAGAUCAGGAACGUCCUUGGAUCUGUCAAAAGAAAGAAGUAUCUGCUCAAAGUGUGGAAAGUCUUUUACGCACAAACCAGGACACCGGAGAACUCAAAUGGAAGGGAAACAGGACGCCAGAGGAAUGUCGAUCUGUCCGAUAUGUUCCGCCUCUGGGAGAAUGCUUGGCGAUCGAAUUAAAAGCGGAAAGAAACAGUUUAGGUGGGAAGGGUCAGGGAAACCUCUUCACUGCAAGUCACCCUUUGUGAGCUCUCCAAGAGACCACCUGGGAGAGAACGGGAACAAAUGCCUAAAAUGUGGGAAAUGUUUCGCGUUUAAGUUGCAUCUCGUAAAGCAUCAAAGAGUUCACAUGUUAAAGAAACCCUAUAAAUGCCAAGUAUGUGGGAAAUGUUUUUCUCAGAAUUCUCGCCUUCUCAUUCAUCAGAGACUCCACACAGGAGAGAAACCCUACAAGUGCCAGGAGUGUGGGAAAUGUUUUUCCCAGAAUUCAAGCCUAGCGAGUCACCAAACAGUCCACAUCGCAGAGAAAAUAUACAAAUGCCAAGACUGUGAGAAAUGUUUUGCUUAUGGCUCGCAACUUGUGGAUCAUCAGAAAGUUCACAGGGGAGAGAACGCAGACAGAGGCCAGGAGUAUGAGAAAUAUUUUAUUCCCAGCUCACACCUUACCAUUCGGCAGAGAUUCCACACAGUAGAGAAACCCUACAAAUGCCAGGAUUGUGGCAAAUGUUUUGCUUGGAGUUCAGCCCUUUUGAAGCAUGAGAGAAUUCACACUGGAGAGAGACCCUACAAAUGUCAGGAGUGUGGGAAAUCUUUUGCUCACAGUUCACACCUUGUGACGCAUCACAGAGUCCACACAGGGGAAAAACCAUACAGUUGCGCAGUGUGUGGAAAAUGUUUUCUUCGCAGGUCAGAUGUUGUGACUCAUCAUAGAGUCCACACAGGAGAGAAGCCCUACAAGUGCCAGCAGUGUGGGAAAUGUUUUGCUCGCAGUUCUCUCCUUGUGACUCAUAACAGAUUCCACACGGGAGAGAAACCCUACAAAUGCCAGGAGUGUGGGAAAUGUUUUGCUUGCAGUUCUGCCCUUUUGAGUCAUGAGAGAGUGCACACCGGAGAGAGACCCUACAAAUGCCAGGAAUGUGGUAAGUGCUUUGCUCACAAUUCAAAUUUUCUCAUCCACCAGAGAGUCCACACAGGAGAGAAACCGUACAAAUGUCAAGAGUGUGGGAAGUGUUUCGCUCGAAGUUCACACCUUGUGACUCAUCAGAGAUCCCACACAGGAGAGAAACCAUACAAAUGCCAGGAGUGUGGCAAAUGUUUUGCUCACAACUCACACCUGAUGACCCAUCAGCGAGUCCACACAGGAGAGAAACCGUACAAAUGCCAGGAAUGUGGAAAAUGCUUUGCUCGCAGUUCAAACUUUCUGAUCCACCAGAGAGUCCACACAGGAGAGAAACCUUACAAAUGCCAGGAAUGUGGGAGAUGUUUUGCUCAUAAGUCGCACCUUGUGACUCAUCAGAAGGUUCAUGCCAGAGGAAAUCCAUACAUAUUCCAAGAGCGCAGGAAAUAUUUACCUCAGAAUUCAUCUCUCCUGAUCCACCAGAAGGUCUACCCAGGAGAGAAACCAUACCAAUACUAGAAGUAUAAGGAAUGCUUUCUUCGCAGUUCAGAGAAAGCAAAGAAAUGUCCGGAGAGUUGAAACUGUUUUCCUUUUAAGCAGAAUAAGGGACUGAUGAGAAGAAUAUUUUCAAACACCAGGAAAAUGUUUACUUGGGUCUCAAGUCAUGGGAGAAAUCAGAAGCGCAAUCCAGAAAAGGAGUUGGAGAAACGUGGGACAUGGUUUUCAUUGAGAAUCAUUUUUGUAUCCCUCCGGAAAAAGGGACACAGAAAAGAAAUCAAACUUGGAUUGCUGAACAUUUUUGCCAAACCGGCCAUAAUCACGGGUUAGAAGCCUGGUCACAAAGCACUUUCUAAAUGCAUGACCUGUGGAGAAAUUUUUCCUUUCCUCUCAGUAGUUGGGAGUUUUCCAUGGUUAGAAGGUUCUCUGCCAACGAUUCAAACAUUGGAAACGUUUUGUUCACUUCCCUGUUCCUCAGAGACACCAGAGAAGGUGCAGAAGAGACUUAUCCUGCCCUUGGUUCACGUGGGACCGUUUUUUGGACGCAGCUCUUUUUCAUAAUGUACCCACUUAGCAGAGGAAGCCCUACAGGACUCAAUCCUAGCUUGUCUCAGAAGGAAGCUUUAGUAUCGUCACUCCCAACCUUGAGCCCCCCAGAUGCUCUUGGACUGCAACUCCCAGAAAUCCUGGCCAGCACAGUGGGUGGCAAAGGAUUCUGGGAGUUGCAGUCCAAGAACACCCGGGUGACCCCCCCCGAGGUUGGGAACUCACUGCCUAGUGGUUUGUCGCCUGAAGGGUAAAGGAAGGGGCCAUUGCCAUUUUUGUGACAAUAUAUCGUGUCACUCUGGACACAUGGUGUCCAGGGAAAUAAUAGAUUAUGUUUGUACGAAGCAGAUCUUUUGUAGAUCAGUACAGUGGUGCCUCGCUUUACGAUUGCCCCGCAUUACAAUGAAUCUGCUUUACGACGAUCU